This is a messenger RNA of Sus scrofa (pig), 7409 nucleotides long. RefSeq names its product nuclear receptor binding SET domain protein 2 (gene NSD2). Lineage: Eukaryota; Metazoa; Chordata; Mammalia; Artiodactyla; Suidae. Gene Ontology annotation, cellular component: nucleus. The record is from RefSeq and is a predicted model, not a curated record. Gene Ontology annotation, molecular function: histone methyltransferase activity; protein binding.
UGGGGCCAGGGAUCGAACCUGAAUCCUCACGGAUGCUAGUGGGAUUCGUUUCUGCUGAGCCGCCGUGGGACUCCUCCGCUCGCGUUCGGCUCUUGCGCUGUGGAGGCUGACAGAUCAGAGAGCACGUUUCCGCUUCCAGUGCUCUGAGCACGGGAGCGUCUGGCUGAGCGGAUUCAGCCUCAGCAGAGCCCCCUCUCUGGCCCGAAGGCCGUGCCGCGCGCCAGGAUGAAGCAGGCCCCGGAGAUCCUCGGCAGCCCGAACGGGAAGGCGCCAAGCUGCGACGUGAGCCGCGAGUGCUCCGUGUUCCUCAGCAAAGCUCAGCUCUCCGCCAGCCUGCAGGAGGGCGUCGUGCAGAAGUUUAACGGCCACGACGCGCUGCCCUUCAUCCCGGCCGAGAAGCUGAAGGACCUCACCUCCCGCGUCUUCAACGGAGAGCCUGGCGCUCACGACGCCCGGCUGCGCUUUGAGUCCCAGGAGGUGAAGGGGCUGGGGACCCCCCCUCACACCACCCCUGUCAAAAACGGCUCUCCGGAGAUCAAGCUGAAAAUCACCAAAACGUACAUGAAUGGAAAGCCUCUCUUCGAGUCUUCCAUAUGUGGCGAUGGCGCUGCCGCCGUGUCCCCGACGGAAGAGGGUGGACAAAAGCCAGGAAACAAGGCGAGGAGGACUAGGAAGAGAAGCGUCAAAUGUGACCCCUUCCUGGAGCAGGGCCUUGUCGAAGCAGCCCUGGCGUCCGGGAUCUCCAGCCCCUCCGACGAGAAGGUUCCAGCUGAGAAAGACCCCUGUCCAAACAGCAGCAGAGACAGAGAGCAGCUGCUGAAGUACAGUGUCGGGGAUCUGGUGUGGUCCAAGGUGUCCGGCUACCCCUGGUGGCCGUGCAUGGUCUCUGCCGACCCGCUGCUGCACAGCUACACCAAACUCAAAGGUCAGAAAAAGAGUGCCCGCCAGUAUCACGUACAGUUCUUUGGUGAUGCCCCAGAAAGAGCUUGGAUAUUUGAGAAGAGCCUUGUAGCUUUUGAAGGAGAAGGACAGUUUGAAAAAUUAUGCCAGGAAAGUGCCAAGCAGGCACCCACGAAAGCUGAGAAAAUUAAGCUGUUAAAACCUAUCUCAGGGAAGCUGAGGGCCCAGUGGGGCGUGGGCAUCCUCCAGGCGGAGGCGGCUGCGAGCAUGUCGGUGGAGGAGCGGAAGGCCAAGUUCACCUUCCUCUACGUGGGAGACCAGCUCCGCCUCAACCCCCACGUGGCCAAGGAGGCCGGCGUCGCCGUGGGCCCCCCGGGAGUCCUGGAAGCCGCUGCUGCCGAGCCCCUGUCCGCGGGGGAGGAGGGCGUGCCUGUCAAGAGGAGGCGGCGAGCCACGCUGUGCAGCGCCGCCGAGAGCCCAGACGGCGACCCCGGGACGCUGAAGGGCACCCCUCAGAAGCCGGCGGAAGCCGCGCCCCGGAGAGGAGUGGGGUCUCCUCCCGGGAGGAGAAGGGCCCUGGCCUCCGCGCCGAGAAGCCGGAAGGGGGACGCGGCCGCCCAGUUUCUGGUCUUCUGUCGGAAGCACAGGGACGAGGUUGUCGCCGAGCACCCAGACGCCUCUGCUGAGGAGAUCGAAGAGCUGCUGGGGUCGCAGUGGGACGUGCUCACGGAGAAGCAGAAAGCACGCUACAACACCAAGUUUGCCCUGGUGGCCCCCUCCCAGUCCGAGGAAGAGUCCGGUAACUUAAAUGGGAAAAAAAGGAACCACGUGAAAAGGACCCAGGACUCCACCGAAGCUGCCGACGCUGAGGGCGCGCCUGGGAAGAGACUCCGGGCGGACAGGCACAGUCUCCGGAAGAGAGAGACGGUCACCGACAAGCCGGCCCGCACAGGCGCGUGCAAGGCCGUUGAGGCAGCCUCCUCCCUGAAGAGCCAGGCAGCCACAAAACACCUGUCUGACGCGUGCAAACCCCUGAAGAAGAGGCUCCGGGCCCCCCCGGCAGCGGCUGCGUCGCUGGCAUUUAGCAAAAGCUCGUCUCCUUCUGCAUCCCUCACUGAGAAUGAGGUCUCGGACAGCCCGGGAGACGAGCCCCUCGAGUCCCCGGACGAGAGCGCGGACGAAACGCAGACCGAGGCGUCCGUCUCGUCUAAACGGUCGGAGCGAGGAGCGGCCGCCAAGAAGGAGCACGUGUGUCAGCUGUGCGAGAAGCCGGGCAGCCUCGUGCUGUGCGAGGGUCCCUGCUGUGGCGCCUUCCACCUGGCCUGCCUGGGCCUGGCCCGCCGGCCCGAGGGAAGGCUCACCUGCCUCGAGUGCACUUCAGGGGUGCACUCGUGCUUCGUGUGCAAGGAGAGCAAGGCGGACGUCCGGCGCUGCGUCGUGUCGCAGUGCGGCAAGUUCUACCACGAGGCCUGCGUGCGCAGGUUCCCACUGACGGUGUUUGAGAGCCGGGGCUUCCGCUGCCCCCUGCACAGCUGCGUGAGCUGCCACGCUUCCAACCCCUCGAACCCGAGGCCGUCGAAAGGUAAAAUGAUGCGUUGCGUCCGCUGCCCGGUCGCCUACCACAGCGGGGACGCGUGUCUGGCAGCGGGCUGCUCCGUGAUCGCCUCCCACAGCAUCAUCUGCACGGCCCACUUCACCGCCCGCAAGGGCAAGCGGCACCACGCCCACGUCAACGUGAGCUGGUGCUUCGUGUGCUCCAAAGGUGAGGGGCGGCGCGGGCGGGCCUUCCGGGGCGUGGGCGGGUCCCCGCGUUUGCGCGCGCCGCGCCCUCUGGGGCUUCUGCGCCACCCACAGCCGUGUCGCAGACAGACGGGGCCUGAGGCGUCUGGCGUCCCAGGGUCCGGCGGGCCCGGGCCGCAGGGCCGGGCUAAGUGGCCGCCGCCGCCCUCCGCAGGGGGAAGCCUGCUGUGCUGCGAGUCCUGCCCCGCCGCCUUCCACCCCGACUGCCUCAACAUCGAGAUGCCGGACGGCAGCUGGUUCUGCAACGACUGCAGGGCCGGGAAGAAGCUGCACUUCCAGGACGUCGUCUGGGUGAAGCUGGGCAACUACAGAUGGUGGCCGGCAGAAGUUUGCCAUCCCAAAAAUGUUCCCCCAAAUAUUCAGAAAAUGAAGCACGAGAUUGGAGAAUUCCCUGUGUUUUUCUUUGGGUCUAAAGAUUAUUACUGGACGCAUCAGGCGCGAGCGUUCCCGUACAUGGAGGGGGACCGGGGCAGCCGCUACCAGGGGGUCAGAGGGAUCGGAAGAGUCUUCAAAAACGCGUUGCAAGAGGCUGAAGCUCGCUUCCGUGAGAUCAAACUGCAGAGGGAGGCCCGAGAAACGCAGGAGAGCGAGCGCAGGCCCCCGCCCUACAAGCACAUCAAGGUGAACAAGCCGUACGGCAAAGCCCAGAUCCACACGGCGGACAUCUCCGAGAUCCCCAAGUGCAACUGCAAGCCCACCGACGAGAACCCCUGCGGCCUCGACUCGGAGUGUCUGAACCGGAUGCUGAUGUUCGAGUGCCACCCCCAGGUGUGCCCGGCCGGCGAGUUCUGCCAGAACCAGUGCUUCACCAAGCGCCAGUACCCUGAGACCAAGAUCAUCAAGACGGACGGCAAAGGCUGGGGCCUGGUGGCCAAGAGGGACAUCAGAAAGGGCGAGUUCGUGAACGAGUAUGUGGGGGAGCUGAUCGACGAGGAAGAGUGUAUGGCCCGCAUCAGGCGCGCGCAGGAGCACGACAUCACCCGCUUCUACAUGCUCACCAUCGACAAGGACCGUAUAAUUGACGCCGGCCCCAAAGGAAACUAUUCCCGAUUUAUGAACCACAGCUGCCAGCCCAACUGCGAGACCCUCAAGUGGACAGUGAACGGUGACACCCGCGUGGGCCUCUUCGCUGUGUGCGACAUUCCCGCAGGGACAGAGCUGACCUUUAACUACAACCUUGACUGUCUGGGCAACGAGAAGACGGUCUGUCGGUGCGGGGCCUCCAACUGCAGCGGCUUCCUCGGGGACAGGCCCAAGACCUCGGCAGCCCUGUCCUCGGAGGACAAGGGUAAAAGGGCCAAGAAGAGGACAAGGAGGCGCCGCUCGAAGGGCGAGGGCAAGAAGCGGUCCGAGGACGAGUGCUUCCGCUGCGGCGACGGCGGCCAGCUGGUGCUGUGCGACCGCAAGUCCUGCACCAAGGCCUACCACCUGCCCUGCCUGGGCCUCGGCAAGCGGCCCUUCGGGAAGUGGGAGUGUCCCUGGCAUCACUGUGACGUGUGUGGCAAACCCUCCACUUCAUUUUGCCACUUCUGCCCCAAUUCCUUCUGCAAGGACCACCAGGACGGGACGGCCUUCGGCUCCACCCAGGACGGGCGGUCGUUCUGCGCGGAGCACGACCUGAGGGCAGAGCCGGCCAGAAGUGCCCAGACUGAGCAGCCCUGCCCGGAGCCCGCCAAGCCCAAGGGCAGGAGGCGGCGGCGACGGUGCUGGCGCAGGGUCACAGAAGGCAAAUAGCGCCAGGCCGCGGCUCCGUCGGAUCAGGGGCAGCCCUGUGGGUAGAGGGCCAGACGUGGGACCGGCCCGCAGGACGCGGCCUGCAGCCACCAGGACGGACGCACAGGCCUCCUGGGGAGGGAGCGCCUCCCCCACUGAGCCGUCUCCGCAGCGUCCGCUGCGCCCGCACUGACGACCGUCCGGCCGCGUGGCUCCCGCCGCGCUGCGGGCGGUCCAGGACAGACGCCUCACUACACAGCCUUACGGCCACGGCCAACUUGAAUCUCCGGGUGUCGGCGUCCCUCCCGCCUGUGUCUUUAGGGUCAAGUGAUGAUUGAACAGUCGCUGGCGUGUGAAAUGUUUUUACUUCACCCGAACCGGCCAGAGGAAGUAGUUUCUUUCCCAAGAACCCUUGAAUCUCCACGCUGUCACCUGGCCUGCUCACCUCCCGCCGUCACUCGGGAGAGACCGGGGGCCCUGGCGGAGACUCAGACCCCAAACUCCUCGGAAACCACGGUUCUGAUGAUUUUGCUUUUAUGGAACAGACGUAUGAUUUUUUUGUACUAAUGCAAAGUUUUCCUCCAGAUGCUUCUUUUCCCUCCUUGUGAGCAGCAGCCCAGGACGGGGGGGAGGGGGCAGCGUCGUGUCGUGAGGCCCCGCAGGUGCCCCCCCCGCCCCGGCUCGGCCCUCACGGCGCAGGCUGGCGGGGCUGCCUCCCUGAGGUUCCUCCUAAAGUUUGUGUACUUUUGCAGUUGGCUUUUCUUGACCAGUUUCUGGCUUUUAUUUUCAAUAUAUUUUUGCUAAACUGUUUCACAAAUCACCACCGACUGAGAUGCGUAUUUACUGAUGCGUCCUGAGUUCUCGCAGCAGCAGGGACGAGCGCCGUGGGUGUGGCCCCCGCUCAGCUGUGUCAAGUGACGACUUAAGGAACCAGUCUGCCUGGGCCCUGCCCGGCGGUCCCUGGGGCUCGUCACACAGCAGGGCUGCGGGGUGCUCAGGACCCGAGCUCGCGGGCAACGUGCAAGUCCAGGACUCGCUUUCGGGCUGAGGAGAGACCCAGAGCUCAGGACCGCGGCCAUCGGACGGGACCCCUUCGCCUGCGGGUCUGUUCCUGGGAAACGCGAGCUGCACGGGGCCGACGUCCAGGGCUCGGGGCCUGACCCCGCAAUUCCCACUAACUCUGAGCUGUUCACCGGCCCGGCCCCAGGGUGAGGCGCUUCCGGGAAGGGCUGGGUUCUCCAUGGACGCCGGACUCCCGCUUUCCGGGCCCUGGACGCUGGAAGCGUCUCGCCAGGUGCCCGCGAGCCUGCCGGCCUCCACCCGCAGUGCGAGGGAAGGGGCCACUCGGCAGCAGGUGCUUUUUUCUGGCCCUUUCUUCCUUUCUUGACCGCGCCCGUGGCACGCGGAUGUUCUCACACCAGGGAUGGAACCUGAGCCACAGCAGUGAUGGUGCUGGAUCCUUCACCCCUCGGCCUUUUCUCAAGGUAACUAAAGACAUCGCUUCUGCAGACAAGUUGACACGCGGGUCCUUGGAAACUGCUGCUGAGGCCUCCUGCUUGGACUGCAGGGGGUGCCUGGACCCCAGCUCCCUGCUUCCGUGGGGCUCUGCCAGGCCGUGACCCCGGGGAACGGCGUGCCUCGGGUGAGGUGCCCGGGCCUUGCGGGCACGACUGGGAGAGCCUGUGACGGCGACCGGCCCGUGGCCCAUCAGUGGUGACCCUGGGAAAGUGACUGUACGUGGGACUGGGGGUACAAGUUUGUCCUCGUGAAGAUGCUCCUGCACGUGGCUCAGUCAUCCCGGAAGCCGCCUGCCUGGCGCGAUGUGGGGACUGGGGAUGUUUUGGUUCAGACUCUGGUCUCCCUCGAGUGGUCGUAGGAAAAUACUGGAUUGACAGAGACUCCUGCUCCUCGUGCCCUGGACCUGGCCCGGCAGCAUCCCUGUCCUGCACCCCGGGUGCCUGGCGCGGGCACGGCGGCCGUGGGAGCCCCUGGCCUUUGGAGCCCGGGGCUCGUGUCCUCUCCCGUCCUUCCCCAGCGAGGGGCUCGUGCGCAGCCGGGACCUCAGAGCUGGCUCUGCCGUGCGCUGUGGGGAACAGAUUAACUUAUUUUUGUAUUUCCCAGGAGAACUUUGUGAUUAUUUCCAAAUCCCUCUUUCUGGAGGAAGUGCUGGGACAGUUCAGACGUGGUCGCCCUCUUUCCAAACUCUGAGACUCACAAGCAGAUAACACUAACUUGAGCACGUGUAGAAAACCAGCGCAGGGAUCGGAGUCCGACAGGCUGCGGAGCGGGAAGAGCCGAGCGGAGCUGGAAGGGCCCUCCCGCCGGGCCGGGGCCUCUGUGCCUGAGGGGAGCGUCCUUGCCGGACGGAUGUGGUCUUUUCUGAAGGUCGGUUUCAGGUCUCGGUCAGUUAUGCGAAGCGGAAACAAAACGAGAACUGCCCGAGAGCCUAGGGACGCCUUGCGUGCGGGCCGCAGGCUCGUGUCCGAUGCAGCGAGGACUCCGGACACCGCCUCCCACUCAGGUCUGUGCUCCCAGCGCCUCCCCAGGCCUCGCCUUGGCGCAAACCGGCGUGCGGCGCCCGCCUUCGAGGACUAGCUUGUUUUCGGGAACGAGAAGAGCCCGUUUUCGUGAAAGGUGAUGCAGACAUCUCGUCAGCUGCCAGAUUCUUGAUCCUGUGAGACACGCAGUGUCCCUGCGCCUCGCGGGGCCCUGCUGAGAUGUGACGCGCCAGUGGGAAGCUAGAUGCGAGCGCUGGCGCGCCUGCUGCCGUCUGGGCGCCACGGAGCCAGGCCAGGGCCCGCCUCGUGGGACUGCCCAGGUGCUACCGCCAGUUCAGAGACUUAAAAACUUGAAGUUCACUUCCGGGGGAAACAUGCUGAAAUGUAGAUUUGAGAAUUGCCCGUUGGGGGGGGGGAAAUAAUAAUAGCAUUUAAGGAGAAAUUCUGUUUGGAAAAUUGUGUAUGAGUAUUUUUGUAUUAAAAAUGUCUAAAGGCUUC